AUGGUGGUGCGGGGCCAGCAAGAUCUGGACAUCAACAUCGUCCGCUGGGGGCUCCACCACCUCCUCGACGGCGGCGCCUCUCCCGGCGGCGGCGGCUGCGUGCACCGCCCUCAAUCCCCCACCACCGACUACGCCCCGCCGCCGCCGCAGCCCCACCGCGCCCGCGCCCUUCUCGACGGCUACGACAUGGCCCCCGCACCCGCCCCCGAGGUCAGGGUCGACGCGGUCGAGAACGACGAGGUCAUCGCGCACGCGCUGCAGGAGGAGCUCGCGCAGGUCGCCAUGGCCGAGGCGUCCGGGGCCGUCGGCGGCAGCGAGCCCGAGCGCCGCGCCACCGUCCUCGCGCAGCAGUGGUUCCGCCCCGAGGUCGUCAGCCAUCUGCCCUCAGCACCGCCGUAUGUAGAAGAAGCAGAGGGCUCAAGUCCACGUUCGAGCCCCGAAGAAGAUCGCAAUGCGCGCGACGGCCACGGGUGCUCGAUAGAGCUCGUGGACGAUUUCUCUGCUCUCGACGGCGAAGUCGGCAAAAGACUGAAUGACAUGGUCCCUGUCCCUCAUGUCCCUAAAACAAACGGAGACAUUCCUUCUUUUGAUGAAGCCUUUUCAGAUCACCGAAGACUUCUUGACAGGUUGGUGCUGUAUGGUCUGGUUGAGCUCAAGGUUAACGGAGAUGGCAAUUGUCAGUUUCGGGCAUUGUCUGAUCAAUUCUACCGAACUCCUGAACACCAUAGAUUUGUACGGCAACAAGUGGUCAAUCAGCUUCAGUCUCAUCCUGAGAUAUAUGCUGGAUAUGUCCCUAUGGAUUACAGAGAAUAUCUUAAGAAGAUGCCAAAGAAUGGAGAGUGGGGUGACCAUGUUACACUGCAGGCUGCUGCAGACUUGUAUGGUGUGAAGAUUUUCAUCCUAACAUCAUUCAGAGAUACAUGCUACAUUGAAAUUCUCCCAGUCGUUCAAAAAUCAAAUAGAGUUAUAUGUUUGAGUUUUUGGGCCGAGGUGCACUACAACUCGAUAUAUCCGGAAGGAGAGUUGCCCAUCGUGGAGAACAGAAAGAAGAGCUUGUCGGAUCGACGGUCGUUUUGUUCGACCAUGUGA
This is a messenger RNA of Triticum turgidum subsp. durum (durum wheat), 1089 nucleotides long. The record is from the annotation of a GenBank genome assembly. Lineage: Eukaryota; Viridiplantae; Streptophyta; Magnoliopsida; Poales; Poaceae.